AUGGCAACUACAAAUCUCCACCCCGAUACCAUGAGAUCUGUGUAUCCCACCAUUGAUGCCUCCACCAGCUUGCAGCAAAGCGCAAAGGGCAAGGUGGUGUUGAUCACUGGAGCUGGCCGUGGAAUCGGACAAGCCAUCGCAAUCGCCUUUGCCCAGGCCUCGGCGGCUAAGCUUAUCUUGACCGCCCUGGAGGAGUCAGAGCUGGAAGAGAGCCGACAGAAAGUCCAGGAGAUUAACCCGGGGAUCCAAGUGUUCUCGCGCGCCCUUGACGUUCGAAGCAACGCGGACGUGGGCACAUUCGUCUCACAAGCCGCUGCCUGGGCCGAAAAUCGCAUCGAUGUCCUCUGCUGCAAUGCUGGCAUAAGCCCGCCCCUAGUGCCCAUCGCAAGUGGCGAUCCCGAUCAGUGGUGGAUGGGCCUUGAGGUCAACCUCAAGGGCGUCUACCUCUUUGCGCGCCACGUCCUGCCUAUCAUGCAGGCCCAACGUGCCGGUCAUAUCAUCAUUACGGCGUCUCGGGCGGCGACGCGCGCAGACGACAAGAUGUCCAGCUACCAGAUCUCCAAGCUGGCUGCUACGCGCCUCUGCGAAUGCAUCCACGGAGAAAACCAUGAAAUGGGCAUCCGAUGUUUCGCCAUACACCCGGGAGGUAUCGUCACGCGGCUACUGACAGAUAUGGAGACCAAACAGAACGAGCCGUGGGCGUCCGAGGCAGUUAAGGCCAUCCGGCCUCACCUGCGCGAGGAGAUAUCCCUACCAGGUAAUUCGUGUGUGCUUCUCGCAUCAGGGCGGGUGGAUUUUCUAAGCGGGAGAUACGUAGACCUGACGAUUGGUUUCGACGGAAUGAUCCGUGAGGAGAAGGCGAUCGAGGAGCAUGACCUGUUCAAAAUCGGGAUUGGGCUUCAUUGGUCGUCAUCAGGGGGUGUUGUCCCAUUUUAG
Molecule: messenger RNA, 936 nt
Organism: Fusarium sp. VM40
Lineage: Eukaryota; Fungi; Ascomycota; Sordariomycetes; Hypocreales; Nectriaceae
Source: the annotation of a GenBank genome assembly